Messenger RNA from Linum trigynum, 1648 nucleotides. The record is from the annotation of a GenBank genome assembly. Lineage: Eukaryota; Viridiplantae; Streptophyta; Magnoliopsida; Malpighiales; Linaceae.
UCAUCCAGAAGAUUAUCGCUCACUCUGUGGCAGCUAGGGAGGGCAGUUCGGGGAGUGUGACCAAGAGGGAUUUGAAAUUUUUCCUCUCUAUGGUAUAAGAUCCCCCAAUUCAUCUUGGUUUAGUCAACUGAAAACCCUACAGAAGAUGACCUCCAACAAACAAAUCAAGACCAUCCAUGGAGGUGCCUACAUCACAAGGCUAGCUCGCCAUUUUGGCAUCGAUCCGGUGGGUGCUCAUUGCACCAUUGCCCAGUCCACUCAACCAAUCUCCCAAAAAAACCUUGCGGACCUAGAUUUGGUGCCAAAGGUAAAUGUUCCAACCAACACUUUCCUUUUCACAGUGAAUGCUACAACAAAACUAGUUGGGGUUCUAACAAUCUAGGAUUGAUUUUGUGCAAGUUUUGGAUUGCCUACUAGUCUAGUUCAUUUUGAACGUUGACCAAAUGUAACUAAUGCUUCUGAUAUUGAUCAUGUUGUUGAGGCAAAUGGUCGAGGAGACUCCGGAACAUCCUGCACAACCUUACCAAACUACGACUCAAGCUGGACCAUCCACCGACACAUACUUAUCCCAUUUGGAGGCAUUGGGUUGGCAGAAUAACCAAAUUCCGGAGCAAAAUGUACUCAUUCUCUCCCGCCUCGACCGAGAGAAGGAAGCUCGACGCUACAUCAUCAAAUGAAACCAUCACAUCAUGAGUUCCUUGAGGAUUGGCUACAAAAAAUUCCCAAGACCUUGGGAACUAUCUCCUAAGCCAACCGAGGAAAGCAAUGAAGAGGGAAGUGAAGAGGAUGACGAGGGAAAUUACGAUGAACAAAACAAGGAUAACAGUCAAGAGGACAAUGACACCAACGAGGAAGAGGGUAGUGAAGAUGAUGACGAGGGAAAUGAUGAUGACCAAAACAAGGAAAGAAAUCAAGAGGACAAUGACACCAACGAGGAAGAGGGUAGUGAAGAGGAUGACGAGGGAAAUGUCUAUGACCAAAACAAGGAAAGAAAUCAAGAGGACAAAGGGACCAAUGAGGAAGAGGAGAGUGAAGAGGAAGACGAGGGCAAUGUCGAUGACCAAAACAAGGAAAGCAAUCAUGAGGAAAAUGAGAACAAUGAGGAAGAGGGCAGUGACUCUAGCGAGGUCAAUGAAGAUGAGCAAAUCCAGGAAAACAAUGACGAGGACGAGAGCACUGACGAGGAAGAGGGGCAGUGAAGAUGAGCCAACCAAAGUCCUUAGUACUUAGCUAUGUGUGUUUGCGUUUGUGCUUGUAUGUUUUCCAAUUAGAAUAUGAUGAUGCACCGGUGUGGGCUACAUGCAGCUAAACUUAAGCAUUAAUUAGACAGAUUUAAUCGUGUUAUGGAUGCUUGUUUUAUUAGACAAAUGUAAUGCUUUGAUUGCUUUUUACUUUUUGUUAAUUGGGUAACCCAUCUGAUAUGAUGUAUUGUUACUAGAUCUGUUCCUACUUGACAUUCCUCAGGCAAAUCUCACGGUUGUGAGAUGUCCCGUGAGAUGCAAAGAGCAGUUCUCACUAUCCCAGGAAAUUUCACGGCUUCUACUUGACAUUCUCACGCCCGUCAAAAUCUCACGUGAAAUUGAAACACAAAGCUGCCACUCAAACGUUCUCAGAGCUCAUUCUGGCAAAAUAACGGCUGUGGAAUUAA